AUGGACUUAUGGGUUCCACUUUCCUUUCAUGCACUGGCAUGUCUCAUCGCCGUGGCGAUUGUCGAUUCAGAGACAACAUCAGACCUACAGAGUGACCUCCCCAAGAAUUUCUCGCUAAACUAUGAGGAAAGUGUCGCCCAAAUUUACCUGUUCUGGGAGGAAUCCCUGAUUAUAACUCAAAAGGCGAUUUACGAACUGACAUACACCAUCGGUGGGAACUCUGGAAGCUAUGAGAUUCAAAAUGCUCCACUUGAGUUCGUUUUGGAUAAACCACCUUGUACGAUAAUCGGCCUGACUUUACGAGUGCACAAUACGACGGACUAUUCCGAUGAAUUUGCUAUGAUCGCCUUUGAAUCACAACCUGAAACUCCGUCCGAACCAACCAUGCCAACAGUGGUAAACGAUCCUUCGUUAUCCGGACAACAGCUCACCUGGCUGCCACCCGUAAAUUACUCGCAGUCAUGUUCGCUUCAGUAUGAAGUGAUUUUCCGCACUGAGAACGACACAUGGGAAAGUGCGGUGGUUGAGGAUACCCAGUACCAGGCAAAACUACUGAAUUGGGAUACGAAAUACUUUUAUCGUGUUAGGGCGCUGGCGGGAAAACAAAAACUUGCGGGUCAAUUUUCAGAAGAAGUAUCUCUAAGUACGAGCGAAAUUCCGUCCACCCGACCGCAAGCACCACAAAUUAUUCAUCAAGACACUUCCUGUGGGACCAUCUUUAUCCGGUGGAUUCAGGCUGAACCAGAAGCCGCCGUGAUUGUGUUCAAAAUCAAAGUCAUUUCACUUGAUGGCAAGGAAGAAAAUAGCCAUAUCACAGGAGAAAACGAACUGUUAAUACGAAAUCUCGUCUGCGACCAAAGUUAUCACGUUUCUGUCUUUGCACACAAUGCCUGUGGACUAUCACUCCCGUCCGAAACGAAGGUGAUCAUAGCAAGAAGCGAAGCCCCGCCAAAUAAACCAGAAGAUUUCGAAGUGGAUCCCGGUCCAACAUCAAUUUCCCUCCGGUGGAAGGAUGCCCAACCAACUAAGCUGGAUUUGAGUUACAAAGUUACUCUAACGGAACUCAACGCAACUGAAUGGGACACCUUCUACACAGAACGCGUGACGAAAACGCCCCAGAUCCGAGUAACACGGCUCCCGCCGUGCACCGAGUUCAUCUUACGUGUUGUUGCGACAAACCCAUUCGGUACAGUGGCAUCCGAUGACAUAUUCGUUCGCACAACAGCCCCAGUUCCCGAAGUACCAAGCAAUAUUGAGGUUACCUACGUGAAUGCAACCUCCCACAUCGUUUCCUGGGAUCCUAUUCCACUUGAGACGAGGCGGUGUAAUCUUUCCUAUCGAAUUGAAGCAAACAACGUUUACGAUGGAGUGUCAGAUGUGUUCAAUACCUCCGAAACUAGCUUCAUAGUCAGUAAUCUGGAACUCAAUCGAACUUACACGUACACCGUCGCGGCGCUGUUGGGGUCGCCGAUCGCAAUCAGUGAAGCUUCCGGUGCUGUUGUUCUAAACACCCCUCCCGCCGUGCUUGAAGGAAUGUUGUGGAAGAACAAGUCUCAACUCAAUAGUUUUGGGUCUGACAUAGAGGGAUCAUCAGGAUCUGUAGAUGAGGAAAUCUCAGUCAGCUGGUCAAAGCGGAUGCUUCACUGUGGGAAUGCGGAUGAAGCUGAAGUUUAG
Messenger RNA from Opisthorchis viverrini, 1674 nucleotides. RefSeq lists its product as hypothetical. The transcript has 7 exons. Bases 1 to 1674 code for a protein of 557 amino acids. Gene Ontology annotation, molecular function: protein binding. The record is from RefSeq and is a predicted model, not a curated record. Lineage: Eukaryota; Metazoa; Platyhelminthes; Trematoda; Opisthorchiida; Opisthorchiidae.